Messenger RNA from Cyanistes caeruleus (blue tit), 2586 nucleotides. The record is from RefSeq and is a predicted model, not a curated record. Lineage: Eukaryota; Metazoa; Chordata; Aves; Passeriformes; Paridae.
GCUCUGCCCCCCAGGCUGCAGGACCUGGAUCGGGAUGAGGAGAACCUGGGAGAGAAGGAGAGCGUCCAGGAGAAGCUGAGCCUCAUCCACGGCUUCCUGCAGGCCGAGGUGCAGCUGCAGCUCAGCGAGCUCGAGGCCAAGCUGCGCCGCGAGGAGCUCUCGGAGGAGCGUUACCUGGCCAAGGUGAAGGCGCUGCUGCGGCAGGAGCUGUCGGGCCGGAAUGGCGCCGCGGGGGCCGAUCCCGACCCCGAUGAACUGGGGUCCCCUUGGAGAGGGUUUUGGGGUCUCCUGGUUUUGGGGUGUGACAAUUCCCAUUGGGAUCGAGAGCUGGGAUCCCCUUGGGAAGGGUUUUGGGGUCCCCCUGGGAGAGUUUUGGGGCUCUCCUGGCCUUGGGGUGCAGCAGUUCCCGGGGGGAUCCCCUCGGGAAGGGGUUUGGGAUCCACCCCGCUUUUCCCGGCAGAGUCUCCGGCCAGCGCCCGCGUCACCCGCAGCUCCGGCCGGCAGCCGUCCAUCCUCAGCCUCCUGUCCAAAGGGUCCAACAAGCGGAAAUCGGAGGAGGCGAACGGGGAGGCGAAGCCGGAGCUGAUGAGCGUGGAGAAGGAGGAGGAGGAGCUGGAGGAGAAGGACCAAGAGGAGAAGAGGAUGAAGAUGGAAACCAAAGACGGGUUGGAAAUCAAAGACGAAAUCCCUCAGGUUAAAAUCACUGCUCCUGCUAAAACCACCCCCCCAAAAUGCCUCGACUGCCGGCAGUACCUGGACGACCCCGACCUCAAAUUCUUCCAAGGGGACCCCGACGACGCCCUGGAGGAGCCGGAGAUGCUGACGGACGAGCGCUUGUCCAUCUUCGACGCCAACGAGGACGGCUUCGAGAGCUACGAGGACCUCCCCCAGCACAAAGUCACCUCCUUCAGCGUCUACGACAAGAGGGGACAUCUGUGUCCCUUCGACACCGGCCUCAUCGAGAGGAACAUCGAGCUCUACUUCAGCGGCGUCGUCAAACCCAUCUACGACGACAACCCCUGCCUGGACGGUGGGGUGAGAGCCAAGAAGUUGGGGCCCAUCAACGCCUGGUGGAUCACGGGCUUCGACGGCGGCGAGAAGGCGCUGAUCGGCUUCAGCACGGGUGAAGGUCCCAUCCAGGUGAGGCCGGUACCUGUAACCGCGCCCGUGUCCCGGCAGAGCGAUGGCAAGAAGGAUUAUUACCAACGCGUCUGCAUCGACUCCGAGACCCUGGAGGUCGGCGACUGCGUGUCCGUGAGCCCCGACGACCCCACCAAGCCCCUCUACCUGGCCAGGGUGACGGCCAUGUGGGAGGACAGCGGUGGCCAGAUGUUCCACGCCCACUGGUUCUGCCCGGGCUCGGACACCGUCCUGGGGGCCACCUCGGACCCUCUGGAGCUGUUCCUGGUGGACGAGUGCGAGGACAUGCAGCUGUCCUACAUCCACGGCAAGGUCAACGUCAUCUACAAGGCGCCCUCAGACAACUGGGCCAUGGAGGGCGGCCUGGACACGGAGAUCAAGAUGGUGGAGGACGACGGGAGGACCUACUUCUACCAGAUGUGGUACGACCAGGAGUACGCGCGCUUCGAGAGCCCGCCCGGCGCGCGCCCCACCGAGGACAACAAGUACAAGUUCUGCAUGAGCUGCGCGCGCCUGGACGAGGUGAGGCACAAGGAGAUCCCCAAGGUGGCCGAGCCGCUGGAGGAGGCCGACGGGAAGAUGUUCUACGCCGUGGCCACCAAGAACGGCGUCCAGUACCGCGUCGGGGACGGCGUCUACCUGCUGCCGGAGGCCUUCUCCUUCAGCGUGAAGCCGGCCAGCCCGGCCAAGAGGCCCAAGAAGGAGGCGGUGGACGAGGAGCUUCACCCCGAGCACUACCGGAAGUACUCGGAGUACAUCAAGGGCAGCAACCUGGACGCGCCCGACCCCUUCCGCGUGGGCCGCAUCAAGAGCAUCUUCUGCAGCCUGCGCGGCAACGGCAAACCCAACGAGGCCGACAUCAAGCUGGCCAUCUACAAGUUCUACAGGCCCGAGAACACCCACAAGUCCACCAAGGCCAGCUACCACGCCGACAUCAACCUGCUCUACUGGAGCGACGAGGAGACCACGGUGGAGUUCCGGGCGGUGCAGGGCCGCUGCUCCGUGGUCUACGGCGAGGACCUGACCGAGAGCAUCCAGGACUACUCGGCCGGGGGCCCCGACCGCUUCUACUUCCUGGAGGCUUACAACGCCAAAACCAAGAGCUUUGAGGAUCCUCCCAACCACGCCCGGAGCUCGGGGAACAAAGGGAAGGGGAAGGGAAAAGGGAAAGGGAAGGGCAAGGGGAAGGCGGCGAGCGCGGAGCAGAGCGAGCAGGAGCCGCAGCGGCUGCAGCUGCCCAAGCUACGGACGCUGGACGUCUUCUCCGGCUGCGGGGGCCUCUCCGAGGGCUUCCACCAGGCAGGUGAGCUCCAGCGGGCAGGUGAGCUCCUCCAGGUGAGCUCCAGCGGGCAGGUGAGCUCAGCAGGUGAGCUCCAGCGGGCAGGUGAGCUCCAGCAGGUGAGCUCCUCCAGGUGAGCUCCAGCGGGCAGGUGAGCUCCAGGUGAG